AUGUGCAUUCGUCCAGAUUUCCUGCGUCCCCUCGUCCUCUCAGGCCCAUCCGGAGUCGGCAAGAGCACUCUCCUCAAGCGUCUCUUUGCCGACUUUCCAGACAAAUUUGGCUUCAGCGUCUCCCACACAACCCGCGCGCCCAGACCAGGCGAAGAGGAUGGCACACACUACCACUUUGUCGCACAGGACCACUUCAGAAAACUAUUAGACGAAAAGGCCUUUAUCGAGCACGCAGAGUUCUCCAGCAAUUUCUAUGGUACAAGCUUCGAGGCCGUCCGACGUGUUCAGCAACAGGGGCGCAGAUGCAUUCUUGAUAUCGAGGCACAGGGCGUCCGCCAAAUUAAAAACACGGACCUCAACCCCGUCUAUCUCUUCAUCUCGCCGCCAUCCCUCGCAACUCUGCGCGCCCGCCUGCGUGGCCGAGGAACCGAGACAGAAGCCAGCGUAGAGAAACGCCUCAACAUGGCUCUCAAGGAGGUCGACUAUGCAAAACAGCCUGGUGUCCACGAUAUUGUCAUCGUCAACGACGACCUGGACCGUGCCUAUGAGCUGUUCAAACAGGUGGCCCUGGGAGAGCGCAUACCCGGCGAUCCCCUACCGCCUCUAGACGACUAGACUACAAGUAAUACAAAUAAACUUAGCGUCGCGG
Molecule: messenger RNA, 649 nt
Organism: Coprinopsis cinerea okayama7#130
Lineage: Eukaryota; Fungi; Basidiomycota; Agaricomycetes; Agaricales; Psathyrellaceae
Product: guanylate kinase
Exons: 3
Coding region: 1-615 (204 amino acids)
Biological process (GO): purine nucleotide metabolic process
Cellular component (GO): cytosol
Molecular function (GO): GMP kinase activity
Source: RefSeq, a predicted model, not a curated record